AGCAAGAAGGGAACCGUGGUGCGGUCGCCCGGAAGGAGUCGUGCUGCCGCCCCGACAGGCUCGCGCUGUGUCAGCCAUAGAACGCGCAGGGGCGGGCUCACUUGGAGGAUCCGCACCUUUUAUUGGUUGUAACCAGACUGUUGUAUAAUAAACGUACACAUUCGGACACAUUGUCUGAAAUUGCGCAAAUCGAGAUAAUGGAGGCGGAUUUGGAUCUAACGUGGCUACCCAGGGCACAACAAGCAGUGUAGCUCACGUCGUCGUCGUCGGGAGGGAGACUUGGUGUUACCCACCAUCUCACUCUCCAGGAAGAAAGGGAAAAAAAGAUCUUCUGAACGAUAUUUGCCAAGAAAGACGGACGCCAUCGGCAAGGAGGUCAGUCGCUUUCGUGUACCGACAAAGAAAGUCGACAUGUAGCCGCCGUCUUUGGAAGUGAUUACUGAAACACGCGCCAUGUAGCCGAGACGCCACCGAGGGAUUUGGUGGAGAAGCACGGGUGAGCAGCACGGAGCAUUGAUCUGCCAGUCAGGACAACAGAAGUUUAACACCAGGUUUCUAUGCAGAUGUAACAACGUCAUCCUGGAUACUCCUCGUCCAUGUGAGCCCAAGAAAAGGAUUGGGCAAAAUAAGCUAUAGCUUCCAAUCCUAGCAGAGAAUGGCUCAUGGGUGGGAUGCAUACUUCCAUAACCUUCCACCUCUAUCAUCUGAACCAAGCACAUUAACAAGGACAUCAGAGUCACAGGGAAGUCUUCCCCUCCAUAUAGAGAACUUCAUUGGACAGCAUGACUUUCCCAGCACAGAGGCUUCACAUGAAGCCUCUGCAGCCAACUCAAAUUUCAACACAAACUAUUACUCAAAUCCCAGUAUAGAAAAUCCCAGUUCAGACUGCCUUUAUCCAAGAUACGACAACGAAACCCCAUGGCAAGCUGAUGGAGAACAAAUAGGAAAAGAUAACUUGCCAAGAUGCGGAAGUAAUGAAAUCACUGAUUUUGCAACAGAUGGAUUAUCGACAUUGGGAUCUUUUCCUUCAUCUUUUGCCACGGAUUUACAAGAACUUAAGCAAGACUGUGGAAUGUUAGCUACUUCAUUUCUUGAGGACUACUCGGAUGUCAGUAGUUGCUCCGAUGCAGAUGUGGGUGAAACGAGGCCCUCUUGUAAAUUUAUGGCAGGCAAAUCAGUUCCAAAAUCUAAAACUGAUGUUACUACAAAACCCAGCUCAUCAGAAUGGCUUUUCACUGAUAGUGGUAAUAUGAUGGUUCCGACUGCGAGUUGUCCUAAUAUGUCAGAGACUAAUGUAGCUUUGCCAAGUACUUCAAAUGUGAUGGCAGGAGAAAACAUAGUUAAAGACCAGAUUGAAUGUCCAGCUAAAACUGUCAAAUCUUACAGGGGACACAACCAGGCCCUAACUACUUCAAACAUGGUAAAAACUACAGGGAGCAAGACUGUUCAGGAGAGUGAGGAUAAUGGUGGUUGUACAGAUCGGAAACAAAAAGAGGAUGUGGAGAAAGAUCUCAUUCAAGGAAGGAAUUCACACAUCUCAAUAAGUGGCAAUGAAAAGUUGACUGAUGAUGGAAUACAGUACCCGGACAGUAAUGAAGAAAAAAAGCAGAUUGCUAUAGUUGUGCCAAAUAGCAUGACUACAUUGAACAAUGCCCAAGAUCUUUCAGGCGAAGAAGUCCUAAGAAAGGAAAUUGAGGAAUCAUUCAACCAAAAGAAUGGUAAUCCCAACGCCACAAAAGAUCAAGAUGGUAAUAUGCAAGAAGACAAGCAGGAUACAAGUAAAGUCCUAAAAAGAGAAGGAAGAGAAUUAAGUUCAUUAAGAAAAGAGACUUUUGCUGAGCAGACAUCCCCAAAUGCCAACUCCAAUGAUGGUCGAAAUGACAUUAUGGAGACCAACGGUCAGAAGAAAGAAACAGAUCAACAGUGUAUCAAGUUGUCUGAUUCUACAGAUGCCACUGAACGGGGAGAAUGCACAAGUACCUUGAAAAGUAACAAUCGGGAUGUUGAAUCCUGUUUGCAUUUACCUGUGCACCAGAUUUACAAAUGUUUGUCGAAGAACAAUAUUUGUUUACGCCCUGCUGUGAUGAGUGAUGGUCAUUCAAGCAAUGCCAGUGAUAAGAAUGGGCAAUGUGUUGGAAAUAAUUUAGAUACCUGCUUACAGUCAACUAGCUCCAGCACAAAUGUAAACCACUGUCUAGAAAAAGAAAGGACCAGUUCAAAGGAAAAUAUAAAUACCAAUUCUCCAGAUCCAGAUGUUGGUGUCCCUGGUUUCACUAGUCUUCCUAUUGAUACUAGUGACAAGAAAAGGCAAGGUGUUGCUAAUAAUGUAGAAACCUGCUUACAGCCAAACCACUUGAGCACCGACACAUAUCCCGGUCUAGAAAUGGAAUGGACCAGUUCAGCUGAGAAUAUAAAUACCAAUUCUCCAGAUCCAGAUCUUUGUGUCCCUGGUUUCACUAGUCUUCCUAUUGAUACUAGUGACAAGAAAAGGCAAGGUGUUGCUAAUAAUGUAGAAACCUGCUUACAGCCAAACCACUUGAGCACCGACACAUAUCCCGGUCUAGAAAUGGAAUGGACAAGCACCCCAGAAAAGAGAACCCCAACCUCCUCAGCACCAGAUUGCAGUGAUACUGCUCUGAUUGGUGACAGUAAAGAGCAAAGGGUUUCUAAUGGUUUACCAUCUUGUUCACAGUCAAACACCUUAAGCACAGGAACAACUACCUGUGUAGAAAGGGAAUUGACAAGUCCAGCAGACAAUACAAAUGUAACCUCUUGUCCAGAUCAGCAACAGCCACAACAUCAAAGUCCAGUGGAACUAGAACAAGGAAGUCUGAAUGCAGAUGUUACUGAAAAUGCAGCAGAAUUGUUUAAAGAAUCUGCAGAGGAGUCGUCCUUGUCUGGCAUCCUCUAUGGUGAACCACUGUCGAGAGAAGAUUCUUCAUCUGAUACUGAUGAAAUACAACUUGACAAAAGUCCCUAUAAAGACACUUCUGUGGCUAAACCUGAUAGUAACGGCAUGAACUAUCCAGAACGACAAGCACCUCAACUCAAAUCCUCUAUACAAAUGAGAAAACAACUGCAACCUGUUGUAAUAUUGAAGACACCAGAGUCAGUAAAUGAAGCGAGUAACACUUAUCAUUGCGCCAAUUGCCAACACACAACUCACAAUGUAGAUCAUCUAAUUGAACACCACCAUUGUUGCCAUUCAAUGCAAAACUUCCAGUUUUGCAUGGCUUGUAAUGUCUACCUGAUGACGGAUGAACAAUCACAGAAACAUGUGUGUUGUGUGACCAAAGAUGGCCCUCAACUCUCUUCUGACUCCAGCCGACCGAAGAAAAAGAAACGCUUUGGCAAGCACAGGUGCGUUAAAUGCAAACUCAUAUUUUCAAAACUAACUCACUAUGUCACGCAUAUACGAUCUCACACUGGCAAAACACCCUAUAAGUGCAAUGUCUGUGGAUCAUACUUUGCACAGUCUAGUAGCAUGCGAAGGCACAAGCAGAUACCUGGCAGAUGCAAGGGAUCAAAACUUCAAGUUACAAAUUCUGACGCUAAUUCUGAUAUCAAAGAAACUAAAACACCACUACAAAAAGACCAUGUACAGAACAAAUCAUAUCCAAAUCUACCUGAAUGUUACGUAAAGCUCGUCGACAUCUCUAAAACUCAUCUGUGUAGUUUAUGUGGUAAAAACUUCUCAACUUUGGACAAGGUCAAAAAGCACGUCUACAAUGUACACAAGGGGAAAGGUCUGGCAGUUUCAUCGAGUCAGUGUACCACAAAACACAGUGGUGAGAAAACCCCAAAAGUGGAGAGUGGGGCGAGAGGAAUAUACAAAUGUCCUCUCUGUCCACGGCUUUUCAAGUAUUCCUACAACAGAGCUCGCCAUUUGCGUGACUGUGUACGAAACGCCAUAUGUAAUGGGAAGGAAAACAUUUGCGGUAAAUAUCGUUGUCCCUUGUGCCAUGUUACCUUCACUUUAUCAAGCAACCGAUACAGACAUAUUAAAGCGAUUUGCCUCCGAGAAUGUGUGAACCGGCUUGCUAAGGAGAGGGCAACAUCAAAGGAACAGGUUGAAACGAAAAAAACUAAGGAAAUUGAACUGAAAAAAGAGCCUAUGGAAAUGGAACAGAAAAAACAAACACCCCAAGCUUCAACAGCCCUCAAGGCUGUACCACGUUACAAAUGCACCCUUUGUCCAGCUGUUUUUUGUUACACUUCCGGAAAGUACAGACAUAUGAAGAAACAUGAGGCAUUUAAACUCACUGGUAAAAUGUUCAAGUACAGGAAUUCAGUUUUCUCCACCUUGCCUAAACCAGAGACUUUAAGUAGUACAAACACUGAAGAGACUAAGGAUAACUCAAAAUCAACUGAAACAACUGGCAGUCUUGCCCUGAGCUGUAAGUUUUGCGGAAGAUGUUUUGACACACCACAGUCUCUGAAGAAACAUGUUCGCAGUCACAAAGGCGAAAAACCGUACCUCUGUCUGGAAUGUGGCAAAGGAUUCAAAAAACGUGCUUAUCUCAUUGGUCAUAAAAGUGUUCACCAGAGGAGGAUACAGUGCACUGUCUGCAGAAAGAUUCUUCCGACUGUUGGCGAACUGAUUCAGCACAGAAGCUCCCAUCUUAAAAGGGGAAUGCUUCGAUGCCCAGACUGUGAUCUGCAGUUCCAGUAUCCUGCACAUCUCCUUAGACACUUAGACGCCCACAAAAAAAGAGAAAACAGGAAAAAUCGGCUUGGAGAAAGACCAUCAUUAAAACCACAGGAGUCCUCCUUGGAAUCUGUCAAAGAUCAGAGUGGACCAAAGCAGCUACAGUGCUCUCUAUGCAAAGAGGUAUUCAAUGACGCCCAAGUACUAAGAAAGCAUUGUCUCACGCAUAUAUCUGUGUCCUCGUCAAACCAAUGUCCGUUUUGCAAAGAUGAUUUCCCCAAUCGUCGCUAUUUGCUGCGCCACAUGAUCAAACAUACUGGAGACAAGCCCUUUUCCUGCACUAACUGUGGAAGACAGUUUUACCGUGACUUGUAUCUGAAACUUCACAUUGAGAAGUGUUUGCCUGCUCCAACCAGACAUCUGGUCCCAAUUGAGUCUGACGUUAAGAUGGGGCCACAUCUGUGUUUCUACUGUCCACGGGCAUUUUUUAAGAAGAAUCGCCUGAAAAAUCAUCACCGUGGCCACAAGGCAAACAGUCUGCUUCUAUGCUCAAGAUGUGGGCAGUACUUUGGAUUCACAAAAUUAAGUCAACAUCAAAGGAACUGCACAGAAACUUCAGAGCUCAACAAUGGCUUAUCUGUUAACGGCAAUGUCUGUAAUAGUAAUUCACAGACGAGCCCAGCUGUCUGCAUAAUGCCUCCAAAGUCCAAUGCAACCGAGCUGCUUCCCUUUAAAUGCACUCACUGUAAAAAGAGGUUCAGGUACAGAUCGUUAAUUUUGAGACAUCUUGUGUCACACACUGGUGUGAAACCCUAUGCAUGUAUGCACUGUAGACACAGAUAUGGAACUCGGACGAUGUGUUUGCAGCAUGAAGCUUUCUGUGAUGGCGUUUACAAGGAGGGGCCGUUGAAAGUCAAAGAUGCUGCUGCAACUCAAUUGUCAAAGAUGCCUACUCACAGUGAGGCAGCACAAACGCCUAAAGCAGACGAUAAAGCUGAGUUAAAAUGCAAAUUCUGCACCAAGACUUUCAUGAAAUCACGAAGCCUGAGACGUCACAUUUUGACACACAAUGAAGUGAAACCAUACCGCUGUAAAGCCUGUGACAGCUGCUAUUCAAGAUAUGAUCAUCUGAAAGUACAUCAGAUUCGCUGUAAAGGGAAAAAAACACGAUUGGAAGUGUGUAUUCCCAAAAUCAGUUUAGAAGAUCUGGGCAAGGGUUGGAAAAAUAGGAUUGGUAUGCUGGCAGCUGCUGAAAAGCAGGAGACCAUUGAGUGUAAAGUAUGUUCAAGAAGCUUCUCCACUCAGUCUAAACUUUCCCGACAUGUCACUAUGUUCCAUAUUACAAAAUUAUUCAAGUGCACACACUGUGGCUCGUCAUUCGCUCAUGAAAGAUCUCUGAAAAAGCACAGGAAGAUUAAGAAGUGCAGGACUCGCUCCAAAGAAAGAAAUGCUUUACUGCAACUGGAGGCUAAUCCACCAACAGAAAAUGUGACAAACCCGCUUAAAGUGAUGAGAAAUAGAAUAAUACAGCGUAUCCAGCCUUAUUUGAACAAAAAGUACAAAUACACAUGUAGUUAUUGCCCCCGUGCUUUUCAAAACACCUGGCAAUUGAGUGUGCACACCCGAUUGCACACAGGAGAGCGGCCAUAUGCCUGUGAUGAUUGUGGUCAGAGAUUUAUAAGGAAGGAUUACGUGAAGCGUCAUUCCGUAAGGUGCACCAAAAAAAGAUGCAUUGUAACACCGAGAUUAUCCAAGUCCACAGUUUGCCAAAGCCAACAGUCAACCAAUAGAAGCCCACCAAAAGGCUUUUCUUGUGCAUACUGUAGUUCCCGUUUCUUGCUAUUUUCACAGCUUCAAGAGCAUUUUUUAAAUGCACACAAGCUGGAAACAAAGGCUUCACCAAUAUCCUCUGCUCCCCUACAACACCAUCUGUCAAAUAUACCAAACAUCAAAAAAGAGCCUUUGGAUGAGAGUUGUGACAAACGGUGCGGUGAAGACGCUAAAUUGAUCAGUGAACUAGAUGCAGCUCCUGAUAGUAAGGUCCCCAAUCCAUUGUCCUGCCCAGUGUGCAAUGUGUCCUUUACAAACAAAGCUGGACUAAACGGUCAUCUGCGUGUGCACACAAUGGAGCUUCCUUUUAAUUGUAAAACAUGCAAGAGGGGCUUCUGGAAUAAAAAGCUUCUCCAUAAUCACAACAGGAAAUGUAGAUAUGGGUACAUUUCAGAGAAAAGUACAACCCAGCAGUUGGAAGUCCCUUUGAAAGCAGAGAUUGAUUUUGUGCUGAAUGACUCUGUUCUUGUGUUCAAAGAGGCGUCCGAAUCAAGUGGCACUGGCGUUUUGCAGACCAACUUCUCUUGCAAAGGUGACUUAAUGGACACAUCCACAGAUAAUUCAAAAGGAAAAUCGGUGCAGAGCAGCUCAAGUAACGAGAAGAAAGCUGUGCCGCAAUAUCAAUGUUCAGAAUGUGAUAAGAGCUUCACGGAUGGCUUGAUGCUUAUUAGUCACCUUGAAGAACAUGGAAGACAAGAACAAGCGAAAAAGCGCAUAGCUUGUAUUAAGUGUGGGUUUGAGUGUUCUAAUCGAGGACAUCUUGCAAGACACAUGAAGGUCCAUGCAACUAAUGAGAAACACUCUUGCCCAGAUUGCUCCACGGUUGUGAAGACCUUAUCUGAUCUUGAAAUCCACCGAACAUGUCAUGACCCAAAUAGGCCUUUCACUUGCAAACUGUGUAAUCACAAGUUUUGGACAAAUCCAUCUUUAUGUAAUCACUACAGAGAAACCCAUCCAGAUGAUGUGUUUAAUUGUCGUUUCUGUUACAAGACCUAUUCGGUCAAAAAAUCACUGGGAAGGCAUUACAGAAUGUCCCAUCAGCAAGAGCAGAGGAAUCCUGCGAGAACUGUAAAGGAAAAGAGCAUCGCUGAACAACAAUCCAGCAGUCGAGUCAGUACAGCUGCUGAAAGCCAUGAGGAUAAAAAUACCGGCAGUGAGGACAAUGACUCGGACUCUGCGCCAUACUUCCCGUGCCACGUGUGUGGAAAGACAUUCCCAACAUCAGAAAGUCUUGAGGACCAUCAGCGGUGUCACCUGGGUGACAAACCACAUGAAUGUGCAGAAUGUGGUCGAUGUUUUUUCCAAGCGUCCCAGUUGCAGCAGCAUCAACGAAUGCACAAGUCUGAAUUUCAGUGUCAGGCAUGCGGUCGGGGUUUCGUCUCGCUCUUUGCGCUACGUAAACACAAGCAUACUCAUGGAAAGAGCCGUCCCCACCGUUGUUCCAAGUGUGACUUCAGUUUCACAGGGCCGUUGCAGUUGGCAGAGCACAUGUUGUCCAUCCACCGUGAAGAGAACUUCCCAUGUGAUAUAUGCAAUCUUGUGUUUCUCUCCAAGAGUAGUAGAGUUGAGCAUCGGAAAAGCCACUCGAAGUCAAGUGACGGCCCCUCACCUCCAUUUUCAAGGACAGAACGUGAGAUGUCUGCUUCCCUCUCUGAAGGCUCAUCAGUAUCUCCUAAAGAACUGAAAUAUCGCUGCGGUGUUUGUGGGGAGCGUUUUCGAGACCCAGAGGAGCUCUCAGAGCAUGGUUGCAUAGAAGCCAAAGAGCGGCCAUACUCCUGCUCAGACUGCCGUCAACAUUUUCUGCAUGCAUCUCACCUGAAAAAGCAUAGGACCAGCCAUCACACGUCAUGGUCUAACAGUGACUAUCUGUGCAAUCAAUGCAACAACACCUUUUCCACCGCUCAGAGCUUCCUCUCCCACCUGAAGAGCCACAAUGAUACUGCAGCAGAAAUUAAACCCAACACUGAAGGUGCAGGUGGGGAUCGAUUCCACAAUUUAAUAUGUCCAGUUUGCCAUCAGUGUUUUGCCAGUGCAACUGAGUUGAUUUGUCAUUUCCCAACACAUUCUGAUGGUACCUUUGAGUGCAACAUUUGUAAAAAGACAUUUCCCUCGAAAAGUACGCUUGAGGAACACGAGCGACAUCAUGUGACAUCAGCUACGGAAUUUGAAUGCACCGAGUGUGGCCAGCGCUUUUGGGGAAAAGAUGCUUUCAAACAGCACCACUGUUCUCAUCAUAAGCGCGCAUCAAAAGAGGCUGAAUACUCUAAACCGUCAGCUAAGACAUCAACUCCAACUUAUUAUCAAGCAGGAGAGGAAGAGGAGAUUGACGUUACUGGAGAGGACUUGUACAAUUGCCAAGUUUGCUCAAUAAAGUUCUCCUCAAAGAGUGGUCUUUUGGAGCACCAAAAUCUACUGCACCGAAAUGAGAAGCUCUUCAAAUGUGAGCUUUGUGAGAAAACCUUUGCCAGGAGACGGUACCUCAGAGAGCACCAGCGAAGGCACAGUCAAAAAGCCACGGCUCAGUCAGUCGAAAACGAGUUCACGUGUACCCAAUGCCACACCAAACUCAAUACAGCACAAGAUCUUUCGCUGCAUAUGAGAUUGCAUGCUGAAAAAGAAGUUGGAGCGUUUCGCUGUGAUAUGUGCUACAAGUCAUUCAGCCAGUGGUCUCAUCUGAAGCAGCACCAAGAAAGCCAUGUCGGCCAAAUUGUAUAUGAAUGCACAGAAUGUGACAAAGCCUUCGCUUUUCCUCACCUACUGGAGGAACAUCAACAGACUCAUGCUGGGUCCUCUCGGUAAUGGUUGUUGAAUACCAUCUACUUUAUCCUCCUUUUGAAUAGCUAGCUAUAGUAACUUGAAAUCCCUUCCAUGCCUUACAUCUGACUGUACAGCCACUUGUUACCACAAUUUAGACCCAAUAUGUAUUUUUUAUCCUUGUGACUUACUAACAAAGAUCAUGUCUUUGACAGGACAUCUCCCUCUACGAUUAUAUUUAGUGUAUAUAUUUUUUGAUUUGUAUACAGUACAUGAGCCAGAUAAUUUCUUGACUGUUUGUAAAUCUAUGACAGACUUGUUUAAAGCUGUUUAACAUUGUGUGCUGAAUACAGACAAAGCAUGAUGCGAUAAGAUGUUUAUGGGAAAUCUUGGAUAAAGGCUGUAAUUGUUAUCGAACAUGAUACAUUUUUUUAUGUUUGAAAUAGCCUUUAGAUUUGUUGAUAAUAUGUACGUUACACUUCAGACUGGUCAUUUUAAUCUAUUGGCAUUUUCUAUGACUACCUGAACUAUAGAUAAUUUUGUAUUGUUCAGUUACAUUUCCUUGUAUUUAUAAUGGGUUGCAUUUUUAUUUUAUUUUUCAACCAAAUUUAUUGUACAUGAAUUCAAAAAUAUGUUCUAAUUGAAUAUUGUUUUCACAAAAACAACCCGAGAAUGUUACUUUCUUAAGAAAUUUGAGUUGAUGCAUUCAAUUAGGAGUAAAGUCAACUAGAAAAUAUA
Molecule: messenger RNA, 9970 nt
Organism: Cyclopterus lumpus (lumpfish)
Lineage: Eukaryota; Metazoa; Chordata; Actinopteri; Perciformes; Cyclopteridae
Product: zinc finger protein 1035
Exons: 4
Coding region: 656-9277 (2873 amino acids)
Biological process (GO): regulation of DNA-templated transcription
Molecular function (GO): RNA polymerase II cis-regulatory region sequence-specific DNA binding; DNA-binding transcription factor activity, RNA polymerase II-specific
Source: RefSeq, a predicted model, not a curated record